UGUUUUGUUUUAUGUUUUGUUCUAAAAAAAAUCACGUUCUUGAAUUUGUUUGUAUAACAAAUUUAAAUUUAAUUAAAAUGUUAAUAAUUUUUGUGGUUAAAAAACAAUAUUUUCCAUGGUGUUUUCAUAUCAUUAAAUUAAUUUACAUAUUAAAAAUGUUCAUUCAAAAUUAGACGGUGGGCGAAAUUGAAUACGGCGUUUUGGUCUAGAUUAUAUUAUUCCUAACAUGGCAGAUGAAGUUUUAAAUGCUUCAGGAACGUCCGCGCUGUCUGCAUUCGAUAAGUUGAAACUAGGAAGCAGUAACAAUAGUUAUUCAAUAAAUAAUCGCAAUGCUGCCUCAAGUAUUCGUGUUCAAAUCGAUAAAAAUUCACAUGUGAAACCAGCAGCUUCUAUUUCUAACGCAUUAGUGGAUUUUGAAAUAAUCAACAGUCAAAGUGUGCAUGAAAAAUCGAUAAAUUCAAACACAGACCUUAUGUUGUGUAGUGUUGAAAGGAAUACUUUUAAACCAAAUAACGUUAGUAGUCCUUACGAAAAGAGACACCCUUCUGAUUACCCUCCAUGUUCCACCCAACCAAUUUCACUGCCCUUAAAUGAUAAAACAAUGCAAAUUGCUUGUGAAGUGACUACUAAAAGAGAAAAAAAGUCUUCAACACCAUCAUUAUCACAAUCACUCGCUGUAUCACCCAACUCAUCAUCAUCAUCAUCGUCGUCAUCAUCAUUGGCAUCAAUUAAAAUUACGCUUCCAAAAAAAAAUGCUGAAAUGUUUUCCCCACCUUCAUUAAAUCAAAAAACCGUGCAAAAGAAAAUCAAUCAAUGCGAUUCAAUGAAAAUGUUGAAAAGUUCAAAGUGUAACUCAUCAUCUAUAUCACCGUCAUCAUCUUUGUUAGCGACUGUUGUAACAGCAAACACAUCAUAUGUUCAAACAAACUCAAAAUGUUCUUCGUUAAAUCAUAUUUGUGCUCCACCACCUAAUGUGCCUCCUUAUGAUAGUAAAAUUGCUCAUAACAGUGGUAAAAAAUCCAAUUCAAAAGCUAAAAAUCAAAAUUUCGGUCUACCAUUGUUGCCGGGAAGAUUAAUUUCAAAUUCUUUGGAUAAUAAAAAGAAAAUGGAAUCAACAAAGGGCUUGGAAGAGACAACAGAUGAUAGAAAUAAAAUGAAACGCUGCUCCGAUCGUUAUGAUUCAUCGGAAUCUUCUGACAGUGGUGUUGCAACAUCUUUAAGUUGCACAGACUCAAGUACAGCUUCAAGUGAUGUAUCUGAUCCAGGAUCACCAUACAGUGCAGUCUUAAUAGGAGAUGAAUUCAUUCAAAAAUCAAACACAAGCAUAAUGCCUCCUCAAACAAUUCUUGCAACAACAAACGGAAAUGCCGGAAAAUCACCAACAACCACCGCUGCAACGCCAGUACAAAAUGUUCUAAAGGGAAGUAAACAACCACAGAAACAGUCACAAAACAAACCUCAACAACAAGCGAAACUCACAAAAUCACAAACACCAUCACCAUUACAGAAGGGUAAUCAGCACAUCUGGCCAUGGACUACCCACAAUGGUAUUGCUAGCACAGCAGCAAAAUUUACCAGGGAAACGGCAAGUAGUCCAAAGACUAAUGUAUCAACUUGGAACAGCAACAAAAAUAGCAAUAAGCGUCAUUGUCAUACAUCAUCCACUCUAACUGAUAGCGGAGCUAAGAAAACACGUACAUUAAAUGGCAAUCCAAAAGAAUGCAGCAACGGUGCAGGUAAUAUUAAUGGUAAUAAUACUACCUUGCAACCCCCACAAAUUGUAUCAAAUAAUAAACGACUGAAAGCUGCCGCUUUGGAAGAAUCACAAACUAAAAUAACAGGUUAUUUUAAAUCGCAAAUGAAAGUGCAAACACACCAGAGCGGCCUUAAAAAGGACAAUACACUGCCAUCCUCAUCUGCUCUACCAAAUGUUUUACCUUCGGUCACUCUUACAUCCGUAACGUCAUCUUCAUCAUCCAAUAAUACUGUUUCUACAGUAAAAUCCACUAGUUCGAGUUUAAACAAGUAUUUUAGUCUACUUAAUUCACAAUUGAGUGAAGAGCAAGGCCGGGCAGCUACGAAUGCUGCGUCGACCUUGCCAAUAUUACCACCGGCUCUAAAGAAAAUAGAACGAAGUAAGCCUACAAAAAUUGCUCAGGUCGCACCAAAUCUUCGUAAGACAACAGCGGCUCCGCCAUUGUCACACAUUACAGACAAAUCUCCAAAGAAGCAUGUGCCUAUAGCGCCGCGCACAGCAGACUCCAGACAAAGACACGAAGUGUCGGUGCCUUCCCCUUUGAAGGCUUCUAAAACUCCUACUCACCAGCAGCAACCCGCUGUGCUUCUCACUGCCAUACAUAUUCCUCAAUCCAAUCAACCCCCACAGUUGGUGCCAACUUCACCACGUCUGCAACAAAUUACAGUUGAAAAAGCGCAAUCGAACAACAACUCUCCGUCUUCAAAAAUAUCAACAGGGCCGUCACUAUACCAGAUACCGAUGAUGCCAAAUCUAGUCCAAUUUCCAAAUCUAAUUGCUGCUAAUGUUGGUCACCAUCCUGCCACUACUGCUCAGUACUUUCUGAAUGGAGCUGUGUUUAAACUACAACAAUAUACACAUACACCACCACAAAUAGGCGCUUCUAAAGUAUCUUACAGUACGGAUAAUGGGAAUCCAUCAAUAAAUACAGCAACCAUCACCAAUUCUGCAACAUCCAUAGAACAUCAGCAGCAUGCAUCAAACAACAAAAAUACCUCCUCAAUCACUGCCACCAGUUUGCAGGAAAUGCUCUCUAACCAAUUCCAGACUCAUCAGCAGCAACAACAAUCAGUAUCUUCACACAACCAUCGCCUCCAUCAUUCCCAACCAGUAUUUAUGGCAACAACUACUGGCUUGCUUCUAAAUGCCGCCUCACUACCAGCAAUGCUGGGUGGGACAAGCAAACAGACUGUGGCCAUUCAACCACAACAAAUACCCGCUCUUCAGCCCAUUCAAGGCGCUAUGAUGCCUGGCUUGAGUUCCAUUUUCAGCCCUCAUCAAGAGCAACAAAUGCAGCAAUACAAAUCAGACCCAAAUUCAUCACUUGACCCUCAAAUCCCUCCAAUGCAGCAGCAGAUAAAUAUACCUCCUUUAUCGGUGUCAUCAAGUGCGUUCAGCAAAUUGGCAAUAGUAAAUUCUGGGAAUACUACGUUUACACCCUCUGUUCAUCAGGUAUCUACGACACAGCCACCACCGCUAGUGACAAUCUCGUCGGGAAGUCCGAUAGUCAGCGGCUGUGGAUCUAAUUCUAAAAUUUCAGUGCUGCCAUACCAAUUAAACGGUGGACAACAAGAAAGCGUUUCAAAAGCCAAAAGAACUAUGUCAGAUAGUACCAAAAAAGCGUGGCUUGAUUCUAAUCCACGUGUUCUUGCAUCAAGUGCUGUGAUUUCACCUCCAAAAUCACCUCCUGCUCUUAUUUAUCCAUCGCUAAUAACAAAGAAUGACGAGCAACAUAAAAAUGAAGACAUUUUUGACACACUAAAAAAGUCAAAAAAUGAGAAAACUUUUAGUGUUCCGCUUUCCACACACAAUCAGACAAAUGUCAAAGAAAAAAGCCUUUUAGACCAUGAAGAAGAGAUCGCUCAUUUGAAAUGCAAGCAAUAUGCUUCAUUGCUCUCGACUAAAAACACCUCCAAAACCACAAUUUCUGCAGAGAGAACCAAAGACUCACCAACAUCUCCACCAGAAGAGUCUUAUCCCCCUUCGAAGUUGAUCUCUGCUGAAAGUCCGACACUUGAAAUUGUUCAAAAACCAGAGGAAUCAGAGAUGUUAAUAAACUUGACCGAGACGUCAUCCUCUGAUACGUCCUCUAUAAUAGUUAAGCUUUCUCCCACUGUUAACAUUGCUUUAGCUGAAAAUGAUUCUCUGCCAAAGUGUGCAAUUAGUCCAAUACUGUCUCAACCAAAGACAAUCCGCUUCCCAGCCAAACAUGAAUCUAGCCAUCGUUUUGGUCCCAAGGGAAUGCGGCGCCAUGAUGGCGUAUGCUAUUGGGAUAAGUGCAAUAAGAAGCACGAUAGUAGUUCUAAGUUGUUAGAUCAUAUGCAAACACAUCAUGUCAAUACCCAAACAGGACCAUUUGCCUGUUUGUGGUUGUGUUGCAAAGUCUAUGGAAGGGAAUCAUGCUCAAGGCGAUGGUUGGAGCGACAUGUGCUAUCUCAUGGAGGAACAAAACCAUUCAAGUGCAUAGUUGAUGGCUGUGGACUACGUUUUGGAUCACAGUUGGCACUUCAGAAGCAUGUUAACGGACAUUUUGCUGCCACCGAAAGUAAAGAUAAUACAAGUAAACGGACUUCAGAUCCACCGGUGCCAAAGCUUUUGAGAAAAAAUGGAAAGAAAUUACGCUAUCGACGACAGCCAUUUUCAGCCCGUAUGUUCGACUUUUUCGAUGCUGGAAUCAUGGAAGGGCUGCAUCACCGACUCCGCCAAAUAAGUACUCUAACAAAUGGCAAAAAUUGUAUAACAUUUCGAGGCGGAAUUACGAUGCGUCGCAAGAACCCGAGCGGACUUUUCGAAUGCUUUGUUGAGUGGGCACCACCUAAUAUAAUUUCAAAUGAAUGGCUUCCCGAAAGUAAUAUGCCUUAUAUUAAAACUCUUCCGAUCAAUCAAAUGCAACCGAAAGAAAAAACAAACGUUGAAUCAUUACUCAGAUCUGCAUAUCGACUGCCUCAUUCACCAAAUUUAUUUCAAAGUUUUCACUCCUUAAGUCGGCAAAAUUCACAGGAUUCUACAUCUACAAACAUCUAUAGUCAUUCUUCUUUAUCAACUUCUGUAGAUACAUCAGAAGAUACGAGUCGUAGUAGUAGUGUUUCUAGCUUAUGUAAUAUAAGUAAUCUUCCUUUAAAAUUUCCACAAAUAGAACUGAGACAAAAGCAAUCGCGUAAGCAACCAAAAAGGGUACAACCAUCGUGACCUUAAAUCGUUUAAUGUAAUGUUACAUGAAAAUAUAAAAAAAAUAUAUUGAUAAUAAGCACAUAAUAGGUAAAACAAAAUAUUGCAAUUACAAAUAACUUGUUUUCGUGCUAAGAAUUCGAACACAAAAUAUAAUAUUAUUGUCAAAAUAUUGUGUAUAUACAACAAAUAUGAAGAUAUUUUAAAUAUUUUACAAACUAAAAUGGGAACGCCAUUAACCGUACAUUUACACAAUUUGAACUGUUUUGUUUAAAUAUAAUAAUAAUAAUAAUAAUAAUAUGGUUUACAGUAAUAUUUCAAUUAUAAACUACAUAAUAAGCUAAAGUUUAGUUCACUUUAUAGUUUAGUUUUCCCUAGGAUUAGUUUAAAUAAUGAAAAAACUGUGUAAUACACAAAAUUACAAUACUUUAGUUGAAUUAUUUUUAAUAUAAUUAUGUAAUAUGUAUAAUCCUGACAAAUUUAUAGAAUCUUAGGCUAUUCUAUCUCCGUUUAAAUGUAUCAUUUAUCUACGCGUGUCCAUAGUAGACCAGUUACAAAGCCGUUUUCGGAGACAAAAAGUUGAAAAAAUUUUUAGCAGAAAAUGAGUUAUAGAAAUUUAGGAAAAAUUUAUAUAGAAAAAAAGAUCGAUUACAUCGCAACAAACGGCCGGAAGUGGGGCGGGAGAGGG
Messenger RNA from Episyrphus balteatus (marmalade hoverfly), 5612 nucleotides. It is a transcript of the gene jing, whose product is annotated as zinc finger protein jing. The transcript has 5 exons. The record is from RefSeq and is a predicted model, not a curated record. NCBI's taxonomy places the organism in Eukaryota, Metazoa, Arthropoda, Insecta, Diptera, Syrphidae. The coding region runs from base 227 to 4945 and encodes 1572 amino acids. Gene Ontology annotation, cellular component: ESC/E(Z) complex. Gene Ontology annotation, biological process: regulation of transcription by RNA polymerase II.